Molecule: messenger RNA, 2019 nt
Organism: Hydra vulgaris (swiftwater hydra)
Lineage: Eukaryota; Metazoa; Cnidaria; Hydrozoa; Anthoathecata; Hydridae
Source: RefSeq, a predicted model, not a curated record
ACCUAUAUGCAUUGAUUUAUUUUAGAUUUAAUAAUAAUAUUUUUUAUAAUUAAAAAUGCCGAUGGGAAGUGGGAGAAAGAAAGCUGGAGAAUGGGAUGAAGUGACUGAAGUUGAAAACAGUACAAAGGUUUCUUGUGACUAUUGUCAUGCUUUGAUUAGCAACAAGAUAGAACGAGUAAAACCCCAUUUAAAACAUUGCCAAAAAAAGUUUAAGUUUUUACACAAGCAUACAGAAAGAGAAAAUCUCAAUUUGUCAAAAUAUUUAAAUAAAAAUUGUGUUGAUGUACCAAAUAAUGAUUUAAAUAUUAGUGCAUCUGCUCUAAUAGAUGGACCAUCAUCUCUAAUAGCUGGACCAUCAGCUCAAGUUGGAAAAAGUUCUUUGGCAUCUGUAAGUUCUAUAAGUUCGUUAACACCUUGUAAGAAGCAGCGGUUGAUGUCAUUGUACACAAUAUCAACUAAUAUGGAAAAAACUAAUAUGAAAGAAAAUAUUGAUAUAAAAAUAGCAAAAUUUUUCUUCAGUGCAAAUGUAUCAUUUAAAACUUCUGAAAAUCAAGAAUUUAUAGACAUGAUCAGUUCAUUGAGACCAGGAUACAAACCACCUAACCGUAAAAUGCUAGGAGGAGAGCUCUUAGAAAAAGUUUAUGAGGAAGUAAACAAAAAAAUGAUGGAUCAACUUACCCAAGAAGAGAAAACAAUAACAAUUAUGCAAGAUGGAUGGAGUAGUGUUACUAAUGAUCCCAUUAUUGCUCACAGUGCAUAUGACGGACUUAAUUCUAAAAUUUUAUGCAUUACUGAUUGUGCAUCAAAUAAAAAAACAGCCAAGUAUUGUACCGAACUCCUUUGUAAUGCCAUUAAAGAUCUUAAAGAAACAUACAAUAAAGAAGUAUUUGCUGUGGUAACAGAUAAUGAAAAUAAGAUGAAAAAAAUGAGGGAUUCAAUCAAAGAAACGUAUCCAAAUCUUUUAACAUAUGGGUGUUCUGCACAUUAUUUAAACCUUUUAGAAAAAGAAGUAACACACCCAGAUGUCAUCAAACAUGUGGUUGAAGUGCAGAAAUAUUUUCGUAAUACACAUCAACCGCAUGUAAACAUUAUUUUGUAUUUGUGGGUUAAACUUAGAGUAUAAAAAAUAUAUAAAAGUUUAAAAUUAACUAUUUAAUUUUUAUUUUAAGGGAUGGUUGCAUGAGAAAGGAGGGCAUAUGCCUCAGUUACCAAACAAUACCCGAUGGAACUCCCAAAUUGACUGUAUAGAAACAUACAUAAAAAACUACCAAAUUUAUGUAGAAAUAGUAGAUAAUCAUGAUAUACCUAUCAAAAUCAGAAAAAUUAUUGAAAAUCGAGCAAUAUUUAGAGAAGCUAACAGUCUUCAAACCCAACUCAAAAUAUUUGGUGUUGUUUUAGAUCAAGCAAAAACCUGCCGAUUGAAAAUGAAGAUGAGGCUGAAGAAUGGCUUUACAAUCAUUAUCCUGAUUUUGUACCUGGGUUGAUUUUGCUUAAAUUAAAGGAUUGUGAUGCAUUUCCUAAAAGGAUGUUGAGUAAUCAAAUUAUAUCAACAAUAUUGUGCAGUGAUUGGUGGUCUAUCAUUAACCAGAGAAAUAAAAAAUCAAUUCAGAAAAAAUUGCCUGAAGGAUUUUGCAAAUUUAUUUCUAAACUUCAAACGUGCCCUGCUAGCUCAGGAUCAAUAGAAAGAAUAUUUUCUUCAUUUGGUUUUAUUUGGUCAAAAGUUAGAAAUAAAUUAGGAUGUGAAAAGGCUAAAAAGCUUGUGCAAAUAUAUAAACAGUAUCAAAAAUAGUUUAUAGUUUAUGUUUUUACAUUAGAGUUUAUGCUUUUACAAUAUAAAGUGAAUAUUACAUUAAAGUAAAGUUGUAUUUGCAAGAAGUAUACCAAAAAUGUAAAUAGUCUUGUCAAUGUGUAUCUAUUCUAAAAAAUCUUAUUGAAUGAAUCUAAUUUGUUUGGUUUCCAAAAUAAAAUUGUGUUAAAUAAAAAUGUUGUGUUUAAAUUGAAAAUUUCCCUUUAUAGCUA